AUACUGGAGUUGGUAUUAAGAAGAAUUAUCAUUUAGCAUGAGCCAGAGCCACCCUCGGAAGUACGAUUUCUUAUUUGACUCGGAGGAAACAAUACAGAAAACGAUGCGAAUGACAAUUUUCACGAAACUGGAAAACGACAAAAUUGGGGAAUGUGGAUUUUCACUACGAGAAUAGAAAAAAAUGACGAAAUGGGAGGCAUGUACACGCGUGAGCUCGGAGAAUUAGACUAUUGGAUUUGUAUAAAAAUGAAAACCUUCGUCAGAGAAAGGCCCGACUGUGUCGAAAGCGAAAAUCAAAUUGUCGACGAAUCGUGGAUGAACGAUGAAAGAAUAUGAAAACUCGAGUGGUACCCGAAUCGAAUCGAAUAUACCAAUCAACAUUGAACAUGGCGAGUUCGACUGGACUGACCCUUAGCGAAUUGGAAAAAGACGUAUACCGGCAGCAUUUUGGUUGGUAGCUGCGAAAUGCGAAAUGCGAAUCUUCCCUCGCAAAAUGCGCGAUAUGGUCAAGAAGUACGAAGGCCAAAUUUUGGAAACGUUACCACCACCGUACCUGACCUACUCAGGCGUCGUUAUUGGAUCCAAAUUAACCGAAUGUCUGCUGGAAAAGUCACGAAUCGUUUCCCAACGCAACACCGGAUCACCGAAAGAAAUUACCUCGUGUUUCACGAACUGUUGGCCGGAUUAGCCGAGGAAGAAGCACCGAAAUUUGGACUAACACUCGUAUUUCUAUCUGAAUCAGGGUGGUGGCUGCGACAUCGACGCGAUGGUACGUCACGAGUAAAUACGAUGGAGAAGACUUCCCAUCUUUGUUGUCUGCUGUGCAAGUGUUGGAAUGCACGUACGACGAACGAGUUUUACGUUAUGGAAACGUGUACUUUCAUCGUGAACAAUUGAAAUGAAACAUGGCCAAGAAGGAGUCAGACACAGAGAUCAGGUGGACUGGAAUUAUCAAGCAAGCUUCAACCACCAAAAUGACGGCAAGAUGUUGAGCUAUUUUCAAUGAAGCACGAAAUGAAAGACCAUUUACAAGUAUACAGCGCUGAAUAUACGAGUUGACCAAUCUUCAGACAUCACCCUACCGGCCACAUAUAUCUAAUAGACGGAAUAUUUAUGACUGUAACAGCUUUUCAGCUAUUCAGCCAUUCCGCUAUUUAUUAGAUAUCUCUCAGAUAUUUGUAAAAGUUGUUAAAAUAUUUCAUUUCAAGUAACGUCUAAUAGUUAGCUAUCAGCCCAAAUUUAAAAUAUCUAUUAGAAACAAAUUUAAGAUAGCUAAAAUAUAUUGUCACCAGGUAUUAAAUAACUAAACAAAAAAUCUACAGCAACUAGAUGUCAAAUAGACAUACAGUAAAUUAGUAUGAAUUUUUGUCUGGUGACAGAUAUACUUUAGCUAUCUAUUUGAUGUCCGAGUUCAUUCAGAUUUAAACCAAUGAACAAAAAAUUAAACAAGAACUUCAGUACACAAAUUUUCGUGAUGGAAGGAAGAACGUGUCGUAUCGGAAAUGAGUAUUUUCGUUAUUUUGUGCUUGAAAGUGGUCGAUUUUUGACUAAAACGCGUCAAAAUCGCAAUAAAUUACAAUAAACGAGUUCUUAAAUCACAUUAUAAUUUGUUUUUUCUUCAAUUUUGCUUUUUAAUAAGAAAAUACAUAUUCUAAAACGCGUUUUUUUUUGUGUAAAUGUGAAGAAAAUUUAAAGUGUUUAAAAAAUAAUAAGUGACAAAGAUUCUAGUAGGUAAUUUAGGUUUAAUCUAAGAAGAAUUCACAAAAAAUAAUGGCAAAAUGAAGUCAGCAGCAUGUUCAUUUUAUCUAUAGUAAGUUGAUAGGUAUUGGUAUUAUAAUAAUUGAAACGAAAGAAACUUAUGAUUGUGAAGUGUACAAAUAAAUUAUGGAGUGUAUAUGAUUAGGUACCUAAUCGUGAAUUUCUUAUUCUAUGUUAAUUAGGUAACUUACUGAUAAGGUGAAUACCCACCUACGAGUAUGCUGCUGACAUCAUUUUGCUAUUAUUUUUCUCUAAUUACACCUGAAUCACUUGAAACUUUGUCACUCAUUAUAAUAUUACCUAUUACUUUUUGAUCACUUCAAGUUUUCUUUAAAUUUAUUCAAAUAAACAAGUUGCACAUUGUUAAAAGUACCUUCAUUUUGCAGGGCGAAUUUCAGUCAUUUUAAUAGCUGAGAAACAUCCAAUAGAUAUCUGUAAAGCAUUAUGGCUACAAGGCAUUGGAGAAUAGAUAUCUAUUCUUUGGCGCAUUGCAGCCAUAAUGCUUUACAGAUAUCUAUUAGCCUUGUAUUUACCAUGUAAUACUACAUAAAAGGUACUUUCCUGUUAUUAAAACAAGGUAAUUUCAGCUAUUCCAGUUAUCCAUUAGCUGUAUCUUUGGCUGAAAAAAAUAUCUAAUAGAUGUCUAUUAGACGUUUGUGGCCGGUAGGGCAGAGAUGUUUUCGUCAAAGCUUUGUAUGGUUCACUUUUUACCUAUUUGGAUGCUCGAAUAUCGUGUAUGAAAGUAGAAAAGAACGUCGAAUAUUUCAAUACUGGAUGUAUUACGAUUUAACGACUUUAAGAGACGAUUACUACGAAGAGUGCGACGGAGACGGGAGAAGAAGCCAUUAAAACUGGAGAAAUUAGGAUUAUCGCAUAGCCGACUCGAUGACAGGUAUCACUCGCAGUCGAUGGAAAGGAUUCAAGAAAUUUCUGCCGAUAUAGACGUCGAAUGAAGUAAAGUGGAAGACGAUAAUUUAGAAUCCGUUAGUCAAUGAGGGGAAAACCGGAAAUACUCGUACAGUUUGACUGGGUAUAAAUAGAGAACCUUUGAACGUAGUAUUGGGUGUAAACAUGGCUAAACAGUCGACUAGAUUUCGAUUUCUCCGAUUUGACGCAAAGCAAAGACGACGAAGGACGCUAUAUUAAAGGACGUUCGAGGCAAAUUAUUGUUAGAUUUAUCAAGUCGUAGUAUGCUGGGAAACGAACCGCUCUUGGAAGCCAUUCGAGUCGAGCACGAGCUCAAAUUGAAACGAGGUAUUUGGCCGAUGAAUCUGAUGUCGGAGUCAAGAGUUUGGCGUUUUCGGAUACCAGAAAUGAGAAAAGUUUCGUCUUUGGAUUUCCACAUUAAAAGAGUUGGUGUUCCAUCACGAGUCGCUGGCGUGGAUUAGUUUUUCGACGAUCUGUUCGAUCUGGUUUUUGGAUUAGAGGAGUCAAUGCAGUUGGAUCGCAUCAAGCAUUUGGGAGACGGCGAAGUUGGAAUCAGAUGGGAAGAAUACGAAAUUUUGGCCAAACAGUCGCUGCCGGUUCAAGGACAGAAUCAAUCGAAUGUCUCGAAACCUAAUCAAAUUGAAAUUCAUCGUUCUCUUCGUACGAAUCUUCGAAAGUUGGUUCAGCUCGACCGAGUCCUGGUAGCGAAGGAAAACUAUACGAAUUAGCAACGAAACGAAACGAAGGCGUAAGUUGGUACUUGUCGCUGCCAAUCAUAGUUUGGAUUUUAACGAUAAACUCAGCCUCUCGUCAGCCAUUCCAAACAUGCAGAAUUAUUGCAGACUAAUCAAACUGGUAAACUGGAUUCUGUCAGUAAAUUACUGAUUAUCGUUGCAACAACAGUUAUUUGCCGGAAAAUGGGACAGUGCUGACAAUAUUGAUAGUGGAACCACCUAUGUACCAUAUGUAUGUACAUCUAAAAAUGAUCGAUCUGAAAUCCGGUACCUAAAUAUCCAAAUAGAUGAAUGGAAUAGAAAAACCGAACCAAAACACGGGCGCAGGAGACCACCACACCACCAGCACCACCACCAACCAUUGCAUUGUACAGUACCACAACCUCCGGCGGCAUUGGCACCUUGGCGGACAAAUAGUUUUUAUUCUCAUAACAAGAAUGUUAUGAUUUCACCGCCACCUGUUUAACCAAUGGCCAGAAAGAUGUAGAAUCAAUGUCGUUUCAAUCAUAUUGAAUAUAGUUGGUUGAUCAUGAUGUUCUGGAGCCCACAAAAGAAGUACCUGCACGUGGAGUAGAAUUCUGAAAGUCACACAUCACAGUUUUUGGAAAAUGCGGUACCCGAAGUGGGAUGUUUGUUUGUAUUGGUGUUUAUAAGUACCAGAUGGAUGGUUGAGUCUGACACUUCCUGGGAUUCUAGUCCAGAAAAGACAUGUGGUAACAUGCAGCACAUUUUGUUCUAUUUUUUUCACACUAAAAUCCCAGGGUGUGUCCAAAUUAAUUGUCUGCGUGCUAGGAAGUUUUAAAUUUGCAUCCAUUUAUUUAGCAAUACUGGUAGGUACAUAUUAAUUGUACAUUUGAAUUUGAAAGUGUUUGAAAUUUGAAAAAAUGUAAAAUUCAGAUCUUUAUUUAUUAUUUUUACUCAUUAGAUUUCUGUUGAUAUUUAUAUUCAGAAUCCAAUUUUUAGAUUGAUUUUUUCAGGGUAUUUAUAUGUACUAUUAAUUAUUUAAGGUCGCUGAUGGCGAUUUCGAUUAUCUUCAUUUUUUAGAGGUAUGCUAGUUUUUAAGGUUGUUGGUUACGAAUUUCAUGUGAUUAUCAUGUUUCAAAAAGCUGUUUUAAAGUGAUGCACUGAUGCUCGAUGCUUGCUCUAUAGUAAAUUGCACUCCAUUAAAUAAGUAAUCAGUGAAAUGAC
This is a messenger RNA of Planococcus citri (citrus mealybug), 4607 nucleotides long. RefSeq lists its product as uncharacterized. The record is from RefSeq and is a predicted model, not a curated record. Bases 466 to 897 code for a protein of 143 amino acids. Lineage: Eukaryota; Metazoa; Arthropoda; Insecta; Hemiptera; Pseudococcidae. The transcript has 20 exons.